AGCAUACAUUUGAUGGUUUUCCUAUGCCACUGAAUAUAUCUGGCCAAUGCAAAAGCUCUGCUGACAAGUUGUAUCUUUCUCAGGUGAGGGCAAAGCUCUCUACUUUCAGUGGAUUUGGAGGGCCUCAAGAGGUUACCUGUGGCGGCAAUGCUCUAAAGUUUUAUGCUUCAGUGCGUCUAAAUAUAAAAAGAGUCGGGAGCAUUCUUAAAGGAGAAGAGACAAUAGGAAGCCAAGUUUCUGUGAAAAUUGUGAAGAACAAGCUUGCCCCUCCAUUUAGAACGGCAGAAUUCGAACUUGUGUUUGGUAAAGGAAUAUGUAGGGAAUCGGAGCUCAUAUCAUUAGGCGUGAAUCACAAGUUCAUUUCAAAGAUGGGGAAUGCAUAUUAUGGCAUGAACGGCCAGACCUUUCUUGGCAAAGAAGCUCUCAAGCAGCAUCUAGCCGAUGACAUUACUGCAAGAGAAGAUCUUAUUAUGAAAUUAAGGGAAAAGCUCAUUCAUGAUGGGGCCAAUAAAGACGCGGCUACUGCGGAGAGAACUGUGAAUGGUAACCACAUUGAAGAGGUUGUUUCAAGUGACUCUACUGAUGAUGAAACUGCUGCUGCGGCAUGAAAGCUGGGGAAGAAUUCAGACAUCUUUCCUCGGAUUUCAUCUGAAAUUGUACGUUUAUAGCAAAGUACCUAACUCAUGGUCUUCUAGGCUAGACCUGAUCGGCGUAUACAUAUUGCUCUCUAACCAAAGUAGCUUAAUUGAUCAAAACUUUUCAGGUUCAUGAGGGUGUAGUAGGGGCAGGUCCCAUCUUCAAUUUUUGUUACAUGAUCUAAACUGCUAAUAUAUAUGCUCUCUUAUU
Cuscuta campestris is the source of this 846-nucleotide messenger RNA. Lineage: Eukaryota; Viridiplantae; Streptophyta; Magnoliopsida; Solanales; Convolvulaceae. The record is from the annotation of a GenBank genome assembly.